CAAAAGCCUAUGUUCGUCGUCUUCGUCAAGAAAUUGCUUUACAUCAUUCCAAAGGGUUUUAAAAUCCUCUGGUUUUUGUAAUCUUCCAAUCUGAGCAUCUGUGAGAACCAAUGUCCAGCCCCACCACCGGAUUGAUGUCCCGCUUCACGGAAGCGAGUCAAUCAGUGCUCGCCACGCGUCGGCCGUGGGGUGAUCUCUUGGACCCAACCGCACUGAGCAUCCCUUCCAGUCUCUCCGACGCCACGACCCGACUCGCCCAGAACCUGACCCAUUUCCGCUUCAACUACACUCUGGUCCUCCUGCUCGCUCUCUUCCUCAGCCUCAUCUUCCACCCAAUCUCCAUGAUCGUCUUCUUGCUCGUCUUCGUUGCCUGGCUUUUCCUCUACUUUUCCCGCGACUACCCUCUCAUUCUGCUCGGUUUCGCCAUCGACGACCGUGUCGUCGUGGUAGGGCUCGGGGUGGUCACUGUCGCGGCUCUUUUGCUGACGGGAGUGUGGGUCAACGUCGUCGUCUCGAUUGCGAUUGGGGUCGCGUUGGUUUGCUUGCAUGCGGUGUUGAGGGGCACUGAGGAUCUUGUAAUGGAGGACCGAGAAUCGCCUUACGGGGCUCUUCUAUCGGAUGAUCCUCAGGGUAAUUAUACCAUUAUAUAACACGGCGGCGGUUCUGUGAUAUGUCCAAGGUUUAAGGAGGUGCCUGAUUUCCGGAGGUCUUGGGAUUGGUUCUGUAUUAGCAUCUUGAUGUCCUUGUCUUCUGAAGUCAAAUAGUGGUCCGCUCCAUUGCAACUGUAGUUUCAAUUUAAUGGCUUUUCAAAUUAUGUUUCUAUGCCCUGCAACAAAAUCCACCAUUGUUUUUCUCAUGGCAAAAUAUGGAGCUAUCCAGGGGCGUAAAAUUAGAAAAGAUUACAUUUCGUACUACGCUUGGAGGGGCUUCCCUUUACUUUCUGUUCAAAUGGGCUUAUUCUAUUUGUACAGGUGACAAAAAAUUCCCUUGUAAAGUGUAAAGAUUGACUGCUAAUUUUUUGUAACAAUGAUUUCUCUGCUUUUGAAUGUGGUUUCUGAUUUUAUA
Ziziphus jujuba (common jujube) is the source of this 1065-nucleotide messenger RNA. Its product is annotated as PRA1 family protein D. The record is from RefSeq and is a predicted model, not a curated record. Gene Ontology annotation, biological process: vesicle-mediated transport. Gene Ontology annotation, cellular component: Golgi apparatus; endoplasmic reticulum. The transcript is spliced from 2 exons. Lineage: Eukaryota; Viridiplantae; Streptophyta; Magnoliopsida; Rosales; Rhamnaceae. The coding region runs from base 111 to 650 and encodes 179 amino acids.